Molecule: messenger RNA, 4332 nt
Organism: Hansenula ciferrii
Lineage: Eukaryota; Fungi; Ascomycota; Saccharomycetes; Phaffomycetales; Wickerhamomycetaceae
Gene: SEC3
Product: GTP-Rho binding exocyst subunit SEC3
Exons: 1
Coding region: 1-4332 (1443 amino acids)
Biological process (GO): exocytosis; Golgi to plasma membrane transport
Cellular component (GO): exocyst; plasma membrane
Molecular function (GO): phosphatidylinositol-4,5-bisphosphate binding
Source: RefSeq, a predicted model, not a curated record
AUGGCCAUAACUUCUCCAUUCAAGAAAUUAACACAUAGUCGUGAGAGUUCAAGAGAUGAGACUUCAUCAUCGGGUCAAGCUUCCACGCAUCUAAGGAAAUCAUCUAGAAACAAGAACGCACCCACAGCGGCUCCUCAAAGAAGUUCACAAGGUCAACACCAAAGCUCUAUAUCAUCACAAGGAGGCGGUGGUAACAAUGGCUUGAAUAAGAAGACAAAUACCAUUACAAGUGUCAAAUCAACAUCUUCAUCAAAUUCAGUUGCUUUGGCUCAACAAUACGAAAGUGAUAAGAAUAGGUUGAUCAAGUAUUGUUUUUCAAAGUAUGAAGCGGAUGGUGCAUUAAGUGAAAGUUAUAUCACCCAUGUUCGUUUGAUUGAGGAUUCAGCGUUUCCAUCAUCUAAACCACCACCAAAUUCACAAGCUUCAAAUAAGAAGAAUCGUAUAUUAGCAUUAGCAGUUCAGAAGAAUGGUACAGUUAGACUUCAUAAGGGUAGGGAAAAUCCAAAUGGCUCAUUCCAAAUUGGUAGAACUUGGAACAUUAAUGAAUUAUCAAGAUUAGUCAGAGAACCGACUAGUGAUACCGGUUUUUUGGUGAGAUUAGGGAAAGAUUAUUAUUGGGAAACAAAUAGCACAAAAGAAAGACAGGUUUUUGUUACAAGUUUAGUAAGGAUUUAUAGAAAGUUCACCAAUGGGUUUUUACCAAUUUUGAUAAACUGGGAUUUUGGUAUUUUUGGAUUAGAUGAAGAACAAUAUAAAUCAUUCAUUGAUAAAAGAUGGCUAACAGACUCAAGAAAGGCAUCAACUGUUUCAGUCCCAAAAUCGAAACCUUCAUCGGCAGUUCCUUCUCCUGUUCCAAGUGCUGCUCAAGUUGCUGGUGUUGUUCCACCAAAUCAAUCUAAAGCACAAGCCCCAGUACAUCAAAAGGCCCCUAUGGUUUCUUCUGGAUCUCAACCACAGACUCAAAGAUCUGUGAAUCAUCAACUGCCUCAGAAAACACCGGUACCAAGUGUUGCUUCAACUUCAACAAAGUCAAUUCCUUCACCACAAUCGCCAAAUAGACCAAAUCCACAAUCUGAGUACAAAUCACUUUCUCCACCAAAAAGAGAAUAUCCAUCAUUUAAUGAAAAGAAAAACCAAUACGUCCCAAAUAAAGCUGCUCCAACUGGUGUACAAAACCAAGGAAUACCACCUAGAAGACCAUCACAACAAUCAGCUAAAAAUACACCUCCACCACAACAACCACAAUUCACAGCUUCAAGAAGACCAUCUGAACAAUCAAGUAGACGUCCAUCUGAACAUGGACAUCCUUAUGCUAGAAAAUUAUCUGAGCCAAAUGUUGCACCAGCUUCAAGUUCUGCGUCAACUAUCUCAUCUCGUGAUCUUCAAAACAGAAACCAAGUUCAACAAUCAAGAGGCCUUAUCAAUAAAGAACCAUCAUUUUCAAGGUCUAACUCUCAACAGCAACAACACGUUGCUCCUCUGGCUACUACUGCACCAUUACAGUCUAAAGAUGACGUGAAACAAGAAUAUAAUUCAAAUGAAGAAUUGUCAAUUGAGAAUGAAAUAACACAACAAUUAGAUUCAAUGAAAUUGGGAGGCGUUACAAAUGAUGAUGCUGGUAGCUCACUAGCUCCUUCAUCCGCCUCGAGUAAUCAAAAAUCCAUCAAAGACGUUGAAAUUGUUGCCCAUAGAAGAUCAAUGUUGGAAUUUGAACAAGACCAAGAUGAUGAAGACAGCGAUGAGGAUGAUGAUAUUACCGGUCUUUACCAGGAUGCUUAUGAAGAACAUCAGCCUUCACCACAAAAAGCCAAAACUUCUGCAAUUAGUCAACAACAUCUGGAAGCUGACAUUUUGCCUAAAAAAUUAGAACAAGAAGUUGAUUCGGGUCCUGAACCAUUCCCAGAGAAGGAAAUUCAACCUGAUCAAUCUUAUGAAAAUUCGUUUGAUACCCAAGAUGAUUCUCAAGAGCAUAUUGCUGUAUUGAAUACCCCAGCAACUAUUACCAAUCGCUCAGAUGAUGAAGAUUAUGAUGACUUGAAUGAGGUUCCAGAAACACCCCAUUUGGAAAUUCCUAGAUCAAAAAGAAGAGAUAGAAGCAACACCGUUGAUUCCGCAAUUAGUGCUACAAUUCCUGGUCUUGAUGAUUCCGAAUCAUCUUCUUUAGAUGAUAUAUUCGAUGAAAUUAACUGGGAAACACUUGACGAUUCAGAAACUUUGACGCAAAAGUUAAUAAAUGAGUUGGAAAAUACUGAAUAUCAAACUACUAAAAAUUUAAUUGAUUUAAAAUCAAAGUCUUCAACUUUAGGAAAAUAUUCAUCCAAAAUCGAUGAAGAAUGUGAUAAAUUAUCACCUCUGCUAAAUUUCUUUGCUGUUGAAUUGAGUGGUUUUGUUCGGGACAUUCAACAUGUCGAGACAGAAAGUAAAGGUUUACAGGUUGAAACUAGUAACAAAAAGAAUUUGUGGAAUGAUUUGCAAGAUUUAUUAAAUACUGUCUCAGUAGAUGAAAAGUCAUUAGGGUUUUUGUUGACAGGUGAUAUUGAUCAGGACCUUCCAACCAUUGAAAGUAUUUUGUCUGAUUUACAAUCUGCAAUUGUUGCGAUCAGGGGUUCUGAUAAAUUUGAAGAAGAUCUUGGUAAUAUGAAAGCUUUGAAAGACAGACGUGCCAAAUACGAAAACGUAUUACACCAGUUUUUCCAAAAAGUAAAGCAAGAAUUGAGUUAUAGAUUCCAAUAUUAUGUCAGAAAGGUUGGUAAAAAUCCAAACAAUCAAAAUAUUUUGGAGCAAUUUUCAAACUUAAUGGUAUACACUGGUUUGACUUUAUUCACCAAAGAGGUAUCAUCUGAAAUGUUUUAUGAGAUUGUUACUGCUUAUGAAAAUUCAACAAACCCAUUAUAUCAAAGUAUUUUUAACACUUUAAAUAGUGAAUUAAUCGAAUUUUUACAACAACGUGAAAGAUUUUCUCUGGUGAGUCCAAAUGUUUAUUCAAGGUCACAUAAGUCUCAUAAGCCUGCAAAACGCACAGUUGAUACUCAAGAAAGAUUAAGAGAAAGAUUUGGUAUUGCUGAUCCUGUUACAAAUACCGUUCCAGAUGUCACUAACUCAAUUAACUCGAGUAUUUUACACACUUUUGAGAAAGUUCACAACACUAUUGGUUCUCAACAAGAUUUAUUGUCAAGAAUUUUCCAUUUAACGAAUGUUGAGCAGACACUUCAAUCAUAUAUCGAGAAGUUUCCAAUACAAGAACGUACAAACAUUUUAAGCAAAAAGCUAGAUGAUGUUGAUUAUGACAGAAACAAUUCAAAGGAUAUUUUCAAUUCUAUGCAUUCUAUUUUCCAACCAAGUUUUGAUGAGUUUAAUAAAUCGGUAAUUCUGUUGUUAAGAGAAAAUCAAAGACAUACACCAUUUGUUGUAUCUUAUUUAGAAUUGUUAAAAGUUAAAUUUGGAAGUACCAGUCAAGAAUUUUUAUUCUCUAAUUUGAAAAAACUUGGUGACAGAUUGAAAUUAGAUUGGUUGAAAUUUAUUGAAAAUCAAGCUAAGAUUAUAGAAAAAUCUACAUUAGCACACAGAAAAGUUUCUGAAAUUUCAGUGGUUGUUACUAAUUUUACGUCAUUUGUGGAUGAAAGUGAAUUAUCUUUGAAUGAACUGGCUGCUGAUGUAUUUGACACCAACACACUGGAAAUGAGAUCUCUAUUGGAUCAAUCUUAUGAAAAGUUGGCCAAUACCAUUUUGAAGAAUCUUGCAACUGACCAAGAUGGCCAGAAAUUUUCUAAAUUCAAGUUACAUGAUGAUUCAGAGUACACUGAAAAAUUGACAUAUAGCAUUAAUUUAGUUCAAAACUCAAACUGGUUGAUUGAAUCAUUAUCAACCUAUAAACUUCCAUGUUUAGAACAACCUUUGAAUUCAUUCAAGGAAAUGUUUGUCGUCUCUAAAGACGAUUAUGUGAAUGCUUUGGUUCAUGAUAAUUUUGGUAAAAUAGCUGAUUUUGUCACUGACGUCGAAAAUUUGUUGAAAGAUACAUCCUCAAAAGCAGUUGAUCCAUCGAAGAGAAAUGCAUAUAAUAGAACAACUUUAAAUAAGCUUCUAUCUGGUUAUACACAAACUGAAAUAUCCAAGAUAAUCACACAUCUUAGAGAAGUUGUUUCUAACCAUUUUUCUGGUAACUCAUCAGAUAUUCAAAGACAAUUAAUCGAUAAAAUCUGGUCAUCAUUACAAGCUCAAUUUGUGUCUAUUACUAUUAGGUUACAAAAUAUUACUGAGAAGUAUUAUAAAGACACUGAACCAAGAUAUUCCAAAAGAGAUGUCAUUGCCUUUUUCAAUUCUGCUAGAAUUUAA